Eurytemora carolleeae is the source of this 1960-nucleotide messenger RNA. RefSeq names its product carboxypeptidase N catalytic chain. Gene Ontology annotation, molecular function: zinc ion binding; metallocarboxypeptidase activity. The record is from RefSeq and is a predicted model, not a curated record. Lineage: Eukaryota; Metazoa; Arthropoda; Copepoda; Calanoida; Temoridae. The coding region runs from base 2 to 1369 and encodes 455 amino acids. Gene Ontology annotation, biological process: proteolysis. The transcript is spliced from 18 exons.
AAUGAAGUUGUUUUUCAUAUCAACAUUUUUACUCGGAAUAUCAGGAUAUUCUGUUGAUCCAUCCCUACCCUUCCUACCCCCGGAUAAAGUUAUAUUAUCCGAUUACCACAACCACAACCAGCUCCAGGAUAUCUUGACCACACUUGCUACAGCAGAUUUUGCUGAGAAAUAUAGGAUCGGACGCAGCGUGGAGGGAAGAGAAAUAGAAGCUAUCAAAAUAUCAGGAGGACCAGGAAGUUUAUCAGAACGACCUCUGUUAAAGCCGAUGGUGAAGUAUAUUGGAAACAUGCAUGGAAAUGAGGCAGUUGGAAGAGAACUACUUCUUGGCCUCGCUGUUCAAUUGGUUAACAUGUAUGGUGAGGAUGAGAGAAUAACUAAACUGUUGAACACUGUUGAGGUCCAUCUUGUACCUACCAUGAACCCUGAUGGGUUUGAAAGAGAACAAAGAGAGAAUGUGAAUGGUGUGGAUCUAAACAGGAAUUUUCCUACAUGGAAGGAACUCGGGAAUUCAAGAGAAGAACUUAAGAAAGGAAAGGAGAAGGAGACUGCAGCAAUGAUAGAUUGGAUUCUUGACAAUGAUUUCCUACUUUCAAUAAACUUUCAUGAUGGUGCUGUAGUUGCUAACUACCCUUGGGAUGAUAGAAACAUGAGACCCUCUACUGUAUCUAAACGGUUUCUUUCUGAUGGGGAGAAUAAUAGAUCCCCGGACACCAAGGUCUUUGAGAACCUGGCCAAGCUUUACUCAUCCAGGCAUACUACUAUGCAUGUUGGUGGAGCCAGCUGUGUGUCCGCCGGGUCCUUUGAUUACUUUGAAGAUGGAAUCACUAAUGGAGUUGAUUGGUAUCCAAUCGCUGGAGGUAUGCAAGAUUUUAACUAUCUAUUUACAAACUGCAUGGAGAUAACUGUCGAACUAUCAUGUAAUAAGAAACCUGGAGCUGACAAAUUACAGGGUGAAUAUGCUAAAAAUAUUGAAUCAAUGUUGGCGUACAUUGAGUCCGCAGAGAAAGCAGUGAGAGGACUGGUAAUGGACUCAAACAACAAUCCCGUAGCAGAUGCUGAAGUGAUAGUUGAGGGGGAGGGGAAGAUAAUCACAACAACGAGCAGGGGAGAAUAUUGGAGACUACUGAUCCCAGGGAAAUACAGGUUUAAAGCUGUUGGGAACGGCCAGGAAAGUGACUGGACUGAGGUUGAUGUUACUGAUGGCCCAGGUCCUAGGAUUGACCUCAGAUUAACAAAGGCGGCUGAAGAAACAACUGUGAAUCCAAAUACAACAAUUGAGAAUGAAAAUGAUAUCAAGGGUAUCCAGGUAGAAAUAGCUCCUGGUUGGUGUUUAGAGAUAACAAUAUUCAGACUACCCGGCUGGUGCUAGUCCUAGACUACAAUAUUUAGACUACCCGGCUGGUGCUAGUCCUAAACUACAAUAUUUAGACUACCCGGCUGGUCCUUAUAGUCAUAGACUACAAUAUUCAGACUACCCGGCUGGCGCUAGUCUUAGACUACAAUAUUUAGACUACCCGGCUGGUGCUAGUCCUAAACUACAAUUUUUAGACUACCCGGCUGGUGCUUAUAGUCAUAGACUACAAUAUUCAGACUACCCGGCUGGCGCUAGUCCUAGACUACAAAAUUUAGACUACCCGGCUGGUGCUAGUCCUAAACUACAAUAUUUAGACUACCCAGGUGGUGCUAGUCCUAGACUACAAUUUUUAGACUACCCGGCUGGUGCUAGUCCUAGCCUACAAUAAUUAGACUACCUGGCUUGUGCUAGUCCUAGACUACAAUAUUCAGACUACCUGGCUGGUAUCUUAAAUAUAUGUUUAUGACGUGAAUUCCUGUACGGACCCAGGACCCGGAUCCGCAUAAACACCGCUGGCAAGAAUUAUAAUUUCUGUAAAAAUAUUUAUCUUUAGAGCUGUUCUAAUCUAGCUAAAUCUUGCUUUCCAAUAAACCUAAUUAUAUUCUA